ACUCCGAUUCAGAGGCACAGCAUGGGAGGACGCAUCACUGAACAGCAGCGCUGAAACACACCGGAUCAUCAUCAUGGGGAGGAAAUCAGUGAAAGGGGGGGAGCAGAAGGGAGAGGUAGAAAUUGGAAGUACGUUAGCCAGAGGGCGGUGGCAUUUCUCUCUCUCUGCGUAAACGGAGACGCUGAAGGUGGAGAGAGGAAGGAGAUCAGUGGUGAGGCAGCAGAGGCGCUGACAGGAGCCACGGGAGCGCGCGCUCAUUCAAGCACCUCCAGUUCUCUCAACGCGGAGUAACGCUUUUACACCAGCACGGUUGCCUUGGGAGUCUUCCGCGGAUCUUGUGCUGUUGGAGACGGGGGGUCUUCUAACCCCCGUCGUGGAGCGAGGAGUUGGGGAGUUUUUGUUUUUUUUGUUUUGUUUUUUUCAUUUCUGAAGAUUUUUUUCCUGCUCCGCGUCAUCUGUGAUGGGUAAAAGUGGACUGAGAAGUGGAGUAGCGCUCGAAGGCUCCAGCCUACUGAGGAUGUGCACCGCGCCGGGCAUCCUGCUUCUCCUGGCGCUUGCGCACCCUGUAGUCACGCAAGUGAGAGAUGAUGAUGACUUCCUAAGCCUGAGCGAACUUCCGGAAACCUUUCCUUCCGAUCCUCCGGAGCCACUACCCCACUUCCUGUUUGAACCUGAGGAGGGCUACAUCGUCAAGAAUAAGCCUGUCAAUCUGUACUGCAAAGCCACUCCUGCCACACAGAUUUACUUUAAGUGCAACAGUGAGUGGGUCCACCAGAAGGACCACACCGUAGAGGAGAGGGUUGACGAGAACUCAGGUCUGGUAGUCAGAGAAGCCAGUAUAGAAAUAACACGUCAGCAAGUGGAGGAGCUGUUUGGUCCUGAAGAUUACUGGUGUCAGUGUGUGGCCUGGAGCUCGGCUGGAACCACCAAGAGUCGCAAGGCGCACGUUCGCAUUGCAUAUCUGAAGAAAUCAUUUGAACAGGAACCUUUGGGAAAGGAAGUCUCACUGGAACAGGAAGUGCUGUUACAGUGCCGGCCCCCAGAGGGCAUACCUGCAGCUGAGGUGGAGUGGCUAAAGAACGAAGAAGUUAUAGAUCCGGCGGAAGACCGAAACUUCUACAUCACCAUUGACCACAACCUCAUCAUCAAACAGGCUCGUCUGUCGGAUACAGCCAACUACACAUGUGUGGCUAAGAACAUAGUGGCUAAAAGGAGAAGCACCACAGCCACCGUUAUAGUCUACGUCAACGGCGGCUGGUCAACGUGGACUGAAUGGUCACCGUGUAACAGCCGCUGUGGGCGUGGCUUCCAGAAGCGAACAAGGAGCUGCACAAACCCCACCCCCCUCAAUGGAGGGCUACCCUGUGAUGGACAGGCCAUACAGAAGCUGCCCUGUACCACACUAUGCACAGUGGAUGGUGUGUGGACAGAGUGGAGUAAGUGGUCAGCUUGUGGGACUGAAUGCACACAAUGGAGACGGAGGGAGUGCAAUAACCCAGCUCCAAAAAAUGGUGGAAAGGACUGUGAGGGGCUUGUUCUGCAGUCCCAAAACUGCACCGAUGGACUUUGUAUGCAAAGUUCAUUGUUUCAGAAGUCCAAUGUGCCCAAAGAAAAGACUGAUUUGGGAAUGCCAUCCGCCCCAAGUACAGAUGAUGUGGCUCUCUAUGUGGGCAUAGUCAUCGCUGUGAUUAUGUGCCUGGUCAUAUCUGUUAUCGUGGCCCUGUUUGUGUACCGCAAGACACAUAGGGACUUCGACUCUGACAUCAUUGACACGUCGGCCCUGAACGGAGGCUUCCAGUCAGUAAACAUCAAGACGGCCAGAUCAGCUGAUCUUCUAACAGCUCCUCCUGAUUUGACUAAUGCGGCUGCCAUGUACCGCGGUCCGGUUUAUGCCCUCCACGACGUGUCGGACAAAAUCCCAAUGACCAACUCCCCUCUUUUGGAUCCGCUUCCUAACCUUAAGAUCAAAGUCUACAACUCAUCUGGUCUGGUCACACCCCAGGAUGACCUCGGGGGGGACUUCACAUCUAAACUCUCUCCUAAGAUCACUCAGUCCCUGUUGGAAAACAGUGAUACAAUGAACCUUCGCAACCAGAGCUUAGCCCGUUCUCGAGACCCGUCCUGUACUGCUCACGGAUCCUUCAACAGUCAAGGAGGACACCUCAUUGUGCCAAACUCUGGUGUGAGUCUGCUGGUGCCAGCGGGUGCCAUUCCUCAAGGUCGGGUUUACGAAAUGUGUGUGACUGUGCACAGAAAGGACAGCUUGAGACCUCCGGUGGAGGACAUCCAGACAGUGUUGAGCCCAGUGGUAAGCUGUGGACCUGCAGGAGCCCUGCUGACCAGACCAGUGAUCCUCACCAUCCACCACUGUGCAGACAACGUCCAGGAGGACUGGCUCAUACAGCUCAAGAACAGGCUGAGCAUGGGAGAGUGGGAGGAUGUGGUUGUAGUGGGGGAGGAAAACUUCACCACCCCCUGCUAUGUCCAGAUGGACUCGGAGGCUUGUCACAUUCUGACAGAAACAUUGGGGACUUACUGCCUGGUGGGCCAGUCAAUUGGCAAAGCAGCUGCAAAGAGGCUCAAACUGGCUGUUUUUGGGCCCGUCUCGUGUACGACUUUGGACUAUCACAUCAGGGUCUACUGCCUGGAUGACACCCAAGAUGCACUCAAGGAGGUUCUUCAGAUGGAGACCCAAAUGGGAGGGAAGCUUCUGGACGAGCCAAAGACUCUGAACUUCAAAGACAGCACUCAUAAUCUUAGACUGUCAAUUCACGACGUACCACACAUGCAGUGGAAGAGCAAACUUAUCGCAAAGUACCAGGAGAUUCCAUUCCACCAGGUGUGGAGUGGAAGUCAGCGGAGUCUUCACUGCACCUUCACUCUGGAGAGACUGACUCCAGCCACCAUGGAACUCAGCUGUAAACUGUGUGUGCGGCAGGUGGAAGGAGAGGGACAGAUAUUUCAGCUCAGCAACACACUAGAGGAGGAGCUCCAGUGCAUAGACACGUCCCUGAUGGACCCAGCCAGCAACAUCACUACCUUGACGGGGCCUAACGCCUUCCGUAUUCCGUUAUCCAUCAGACAGAAGUUGUGUGGAAGUCUGGAUGCACCCCAGACCAGAGGGAACGACUGGAGGAUGCUUGCUCACAAACUCAAUCUUGACAGGUACCUGAACUACUUUGCCACCAAGUCCAGUCCGACAGGUGUGAUCCUGGAUCUCUGGGAGGCCCAGCACUUCCCUGAUGGAGACCUAAACGAACUGGCCGCUGUACUGGAAGAAAUGGGUCGCCAUGACAGCAGCCUCGCCUCCAUGACAUGUGAACACUGACGAGGCAGCGUGGUUACUAAGAUGAUGACAGAACUCUGGAGAUAAUUACUUGUGAAUUCUCUAUGGUUGGUCCUGCUGCUACAGCAAUGAAACAAUUAUAUGGAAGCAAAAGAUAAGCCGUCGCCAUGGUGAUUGAGCACCGCUUAAAGAAAAGGGGGAGCCGAACCGACAUGGCAACAGAAGCCAUGAGAGAUGCUUAAGCUGGUGCCCGAGCUACAUGCGCAUCUUCUGCGCGCAAGAUGUCGACCCCAGGAGAGAUAAUUCAACAUAUCAGGAAAACACAAACAUUCACAUACUGAGAAAAACAAACACAAAUAUCUCUGUACUACGCAGGUAUUUUCUUACUUAGUGCUGAACAGAUGAGAAAAGGAAAAAAAAAAACAUGCACUCUGAUUUUAUUUCAGAAAGAAAUAAAACAAGAAAACUGAAGGGUAAAUAGGAAAAUCAAUGAAUACAAAUACAUUGGAAGAAGUUCGACUGAUGAUAAAUUCACAGUGAAGCUGAUUCUUCAGGAAGAUGAAUGUAAACGAAGGAAGGAUGAACUAAAUGAAUGAAUCAGAAAAGCAUAAGGUGAUUGAAUCAGCAACAGGUGAUCAUCUGGAUGCAAAUGAGAGCGAGAGUGGCUCUUCCCUUGGGCCCCAGCUGUAUUUAUCAGGCCAGAUCCGUGUCUUUGCAGCAUGUAGUCUGCAGUCUGCACAUGUUAAUGGAGAGACCUGAUUACAGCAGAUCUGCAGAUUAUAGCAGAUUCCUUUGUCAUAGAAAACAAGGGUCAGUUUUUUACAAUUUUGGGUCACAAAGUAAGCAAAGUUAAUUUCUUCUUCUAACUAAAUGCUAAUUUCCAGAAAGAUGCAAGUGAAAAGGCCUGUUCACUCAAUAGUGGACGCUUGCAACAUCUGUGUUUUCAAGAUAAACAAAGUAACAGUUCAGUUUGUUCAAUCUCACAGAUGGAUCUGCAGGGAAAAAUACCAAAAUAAAAAUUUAAAAAAAAUUCAACAAACCAAUCUUCAUUUGAGUGCAUAAUCAAGCAUGUCUGUAGUGAUGCAGCUGCCGAACAGUUCAGUGGAGUUAAAAAAUGGAUUUUUUCAUCAGAUAGGAAGACUGGCAGUGUCACCGCUGUCUGUCAUGACUUAUUAUCAGUAGAUACCCAAAAAAACAAACAAUUUUUUAACCAUUUUGACCAACUUUAUGUCAUAAAACAAAGUUGCGUUACAUUAUAAAAACAAUAUUCAUGGAUGUUACCAAGGGACUAUUGACAAAUUGAUCUACACUCAACAAUUUUAAAGAACCCACUCUUUUGUCUCAAAUGUGUAAAUAUAUAAUUGUGUCUGAUAUCAUAUUUCCAUAUCAGUUUUUUUCAAUCAUCAUUAUUUUUUUUGUAACAGUUUAGUUAAUGAGGAGUUUUCCCCAGAUUUUCCUGUCAUGCGACUAACAUUCCAACAAGUAUAUGUUGAAGACGUUUGCAAAUAAGAGCUUAAGAUCAACUGAAGUGGCCUAUGUAAAAUAAUGUGUAAUAUACGUGUAAUUUCCAAAACAGCUUGGCUUUGAAAGUGUUGCCUUGACUCGGGUCAACAGUGUGUCGUUUUAAAGGUGCAGUGCAAGCUCGCCAUUGAAAGCAGCUUUAUCCUCAAAGGGGUUUGGAUGUUCUUUAAACCCCUUUUGUUUUUUUAAACAAGAAAACAUGGACGUUCAGAUAAAGACAGGAGUUGAUUUUUUGUUUUGUUUUUUUGUGAAGUUUGGAGAGACGCCAUAUGUAACUGAACAUCAGGUAUGCAGAGGAGAUUCCAAGGAGUAUGUUGCUGAAGAGAAAAGGCGGCAGAAGUGGAGUUGAAGAGGAGGACAAAAGGUGCGGUCAUCAUCCGAACAUGACAGGUUUCACCUUGUAGCCGUCCACAGAGGGGGGGAAACCUUCAGACAUUGAUUUCUCCUAUUGAUUUUGCUUGCCUUGUUCAGUCAGUGAGAAAUGUGCAACAACAAGAUCCUCACCUUCUGUUUGGCUGUAGAAAUCAGAUGUGGACAACACUUCAGAUCCAAAGUCAGGAUUUUGGUCAGAUUCAUGUGUUUUCAUAUGUUGAGGACCUUGUAGAGAUGAGAUGGGCUACUUUAAAAAGGUAAUCACCAAAUUCAACAGCUCAGAAGUGAUCAGCGUUACCUGAGUUACCAUACUGAAGGAAGCCAGUCAGUCAAUAGAUGGAAUUAUGCUUUGAUUUCACGGUUUAACGGCAGGAUGAACUUUUUGUAGGUGUGAAGGUUGGAGGAGAACCCAAGCAGGCCUCCUGAGAACGAUCCUUCACGAUGUGAAAAUGUAGAAAGUAGUGUUAAGAUAUCAAAGUGUGUAAAAAAAAGUAUUUUCUAUUAAAAUAUGUACAGUUGUCUACUGUUGACUAUGUUUGACAAAUUUUAGAUUGUAACAAAAAAUGCAGAAGAGUUAGAAAAUAGUUUGUAUGUUUCAAGUUUUCUUUCCUGUUUUGUUAAAGAAGUGUCUACUAUGCAAACUUGGCAUUGGUUAUUAUGAUAGGAGUCUAUACCUAGAACUGUCCUUGUGAGUUCAUUUUUGAUUUUUUCAAUACCAGGAGUGGUUUGGCUUGGUUAGUGUGAGACAGUGACGGUCCGUUUUUAGCUCAAUCCGGUUCAAACGCUUCAAGAGUCCUGUUCAGUCUUGCUGACUGCUUGCCUCUCUAUCUCCUCUAAUAGUUUUCUGUACAAAGUGUAAGAAAUAAUUUUUAAGACAAUUAAUAAAUUAUAUUUAUAAGCAAUGCUAAUAAUA
Messenger RNA from Oryzias latipes (Japanese medaka), 6092 nucleotides. RefSeq names its product netrin receptor UNC5C. Gene Ontology annotation, molecular function: protein binding; netrin receptor activity. The record is from RefSeq and is a predicted model, not a curated record. Gene Ontology annotation, cellular component: membrane. NCBI's taxonomy places the organism in Eukaryota, Metazoa, Chordata, Actinopteri, Beloniformes, Adrianichthyidae. Gene Ontology annotation, biological process: netrin-activated signaling pathway; axon guidance.